Molecule: messenger RNA, 1533 nt
Organism: Eptesicus fuscus (big brown bat)
Lineage: Eukaryota; Metazoa; Chordata; Mammalia; Chiroptera; Vespertilionidae
Gene: DUSP14
Product: dual specificity phosphatase 14
Exons: 2
Coding region: 212-808 (198 amino acids)
Biological process (GO): protein dephosphorylation
Cellular component (GO): cytoplasm
Molecular function (GO): MAP kinase tyrosine/serine/threonine phosphatase activity
Source: RefSeq, a predicted model, not a curated record
CGCGCGGCCCGGCCCGGCGCGGGCGGAGGGGAGAAGGCGGGGUGCGCGCGGCGGCCAGCCCGCAGAAGCCGAGAGCCGCGCAGGAGGACGGAGCGCCCGCCGCGAACUCGUCGGAACCGGAAGGAGACUAUAAUUUCGGAUUCCCUGGUGGAGGAAAACAAAACGCUCUGGUCUUGCUUCCAAUGAUGCAAGUGUGAUUGUCAGUGUCUUCAUGAGCUCCAGAGGUCACAGCACACUACCACGGACUCUCAUGGCCCCUCGGAUGAUUGCUGAGGGAGACAUAGGAGGCAUCGCUCAAAUCACCUCCUCUCUCUUCCUGGGCAGAGGCAGUGUGGCCUCCAACCGGCAUCUCCUCCAGGCUCGUGGCAUCACCUGCAUUGUUAAUGCUACUAUUGAGAUACCCAAUUUCAACUGGCCCCAAUUUGAAUAUGUUAAAGUGCCUCUGGCUGACAUGCCUCAUGCCCCCAUUGGACUAUACUUUGACACUGUGGCCGACAAGAUCCAUAGUGUGAGCAGGAAGCAUGGGGCCACCUUGGUGCACUGUGCAGCAGGGGUGAGCCGCUCAGCCACUCUCUGCAUUGCUUACCUGAUGAAAUUCCACAGUGUGUGCCUGCUGGAGGCAUACAACUGGGUGAAAGCCCGGAGGCCUGUGAUCAGGCCCAAUGUAGGCUUCUGGAGGCAGCUGAUAGACUACGAGCGCCAGCUUUUUGGGAAGUCGACAGUUAAAAUGGUACAGACACCUUAUGGCAUAGUUCCAGAUGUUUAUGAGAAAGAGUCCCGACACCUGAUGCCUUACUGGGGGAUUUAAUGCCAGCAAAGCCUGCAUCAGCAGCCCCUCAAGCAGUACCAGCAUCUGCUCCCCUCUUCACCUUUCUUUUCAAAUGGUUGACUUUUUGGUUCUCCCUGAAGUGUUCAAGUUUAUUUUAAGAGGUAGGGAGGAGGGGAGGAACAUAAGGGGAAUGCAUACAUUGCUAGUAACAUUUUUAAAACUAACAUUUUGGAAUAGUGUUUAUGAAAAUCUUUAACUAGCUUUUAAUCAUUUUUAAUAAUUUGAACAGUUUAAUAAGCUGGUUCUGCUCUAUCUUGAAUCCCAUGCCUUUUGGCAUGACAGGUGCAAGAGAAGCUCAGUGCAAAAAUCACUUUGGGUCCUGUCUAGCUAAUCCUGUAGAGACAAGCUUUGCCUAAGACUGCUGACCACACAAGUGCUUAGGGAAGAUUGAUACCGUCUUCAGUCUCUACUGGAUUAGCCCUACUCUUUCCUUUUCCCUUUAUUAUUUAGUAACUUUGUAAGGUAAAAAGAAAACACCUUUAUUAUUUAGCUGUUAAUUAUAACAAAAUCUGCUGCAAACACCCUCUUGGAAUCAAUGUGCCCCAGACUAUAUUAUUUUUAAUAAACCUGUCUGCUUAACAUAUUAGAAUAUUUACUAAGAAGAAUUUUAGGGUGUGUGUGUUAUGUUGAAUGGAAGAAAGAUGCUCUCCAAUAAUUGUUAUAAUAUGGCUUCUGUGACAAUAAUGAACAUUACUGAAAAUAGA